Penicillium robsamsonii is the source of this 1182-nucleotide messenger RNA. RefSeq names its product GATA transcription factor LreB. The record is from RefSeq and is a predicted model, not a curated record. Gene Ontology annotation, biological process: regulation of DNA-templated transcription. Lineage: Eukaryota; Fungi; Ascomycota; Eurotiomycetes; Eurotiales; Aspergillaceae. The transcript has 2 exons. Bases 1 to 1182 code for a protein of 393 amino acids. Gene Ontology annotation, molecular function: zinc ion binding; protein binding; sequence-specific DNA binding.
AUGGCUAUGUGUCGCCCACCCUACGAGGGUAUGCCUCUACCCACCACUCAGAUGAGAUCGGGCUCCAACGAGGGGCAUCCGUUGUGCACAAUGGAGCAACAGCAACUUCAUGGGUCCUACAGCAGACAAUACGGCGUGCAAGGUGCUCAGCACGGGGGAUAUCAGGACGUGCAAAUCGAUGCGGGCUGGACAGAGCGAGUUCUCGAUGAAAUGAAGGACAUGCUACUUCUCCUCACCCCCCAGGGCCGAAUCAUCUAUGCCACGCCGUCAUGCAAGAACAUCACCGGUCGUGUCGCGAAACAACUCGAGGGAAGUCUUCUGGAACAAUACAUUCAUGGGGACGACCAGCCAAUCUUCCAGAGAGACUUGGACGAGUCGGUCGCCGCGAACCAAUCGUUCCGGACUCAUUUACGAUUCCAAAAAGCCAACAGCACAUAUUGUCUUAUUGAGGCUUAUGGUCACCCGCAUCUUGCAAACCAAGAUGAACAUCAGGCAGGGAGAACCAUGUCUGUCAACGGGCCCUGCACCGGCUUUUUCCUUGUGUGCCGACCGUAUCUCAACAAGGUCUCGCGGGUCCUUGACUCCUUUUUGGAACACAAGAUUGAGAACGCACGUUUGAUCCAGCAGAUUGCCAAAUUGAAGCAAGAAGAAGAUGAAGAUGCGAUCGCGACUCGGUUGCCCUAUUCUAUGCGUGACCCGGAUACUCGCCCCCCUGUAACCGACAACCAGGGCCAACAAGCCACUCGUUCAGGGGAAUUAUCUAGUGAUCCUGAUACUACGGACACCGUGGGGCUGAACUCAGAUGAAUCCGAUACGGGCCAAUCGACAAGCUAUUACCCAAAGCCGCCCAAUGCCCCCGAAGUUUACUCCCACAUCGACGGCAUCGAGGUCAUUACCGGUCUUAAUUACGCAGAGGGCGAGAGAUCACAAGGCCUCAGUACGGGUGUCAGCCGUGGCCGCCUUGUACAUUGCAACAUCGACAUCACCACUGCUGCCGACCAAGAGCGCAACGCUCAGGAGGGUGAUCGCCGUAAAAGGCUCAAGGCCCAGCAUGUCUGUAGCGACUGCGGAACGGCAGACUCACCAGAAUGGAGAAAGGGACCUAAUGGGCCUAAGACCUUGUGCAAUGCUUGUGGCUUGCGCUGGUCUAAAAAGGAGAAGAAACGCCAGGAAUCAGCCUAG